AUGCAGCUUCCGCUCUUCUUCAAGAUGCUUCCUCUCUUCAUCAAGAUGCUUCCUCUCUUCAUCAAGAUGCUUCCUCUCUUGCUCAAGAUGCAGCUUCCUCUCUUCAACAAAGUACUUCCUCUCUUGAUCAAGGUGCUUCCUCUCUUCAUCAUGCAGCUUCCUCUCUUCUUCAAAGUACUUCCUCUCUUGAUCAAGGUGCUUCCUCUCUUCUUCAAAGUACUUCCUCUCUUGAUCAAGAUGCUUCCUCUCUUCAUCAAAGAUGCUUCCUCUCUUCUUCAAAGUGCUUCCUCUCUUGAUCAAGGUGCUUCCUCUCUUCAUGCAGCUUCCUCUCUUCAACAAAGUGCUUCCUCUCUUCAACAAGUACUUCCUCUCUUCUUCAAAGUACUUCCUCUCUGGAUCAAGAUGCUUCCUCUCUUCUUCAAGAUGCUUCCUCUCUUCUUCAAAGUACUUCCUCUCUUCUGCAACAAAGUACUUCCUCUCUUGAUCAAGGUGCUUCCUCUCUUCAUCAUGCAGCUUCCUCUCUUCAACAAAGUGCUUCCUCUCUUCUUCAAAGUGCUUCCUCUCUUCAUCAGCAGCUUCCUCUCUUCAACAAAGUGCUUCCUCUCUUCUUCAAAGUGCUUCCUCUCUUCUUCAAAGUGCUUCCUCUCUUCUUCAAAGUGCUUCCUCUCUUCAUCAAGAUGCUUCCUCUCUUCUUCAAAGUACUUCCUCUCUUCAUCAUGCAGCUUCCUCACUACAUCAUGUAGCUUCCUCUCUUCAUCAAGAUGCUUCCUCUCUUCUUCAAAGUGCUUCCUCUCUUCUUCAAAGUGCUUCCUCUCUUCAUCAUGCAGCUUCCUCACUCAUCAUGCAGCUUCCUCUCUUCAACAAAGUGCUUCCUCUCUUCUUCAAAGUACUUCCUCUCUUGAUCAAGUGCUUCCUCUCUUCUUCAAAGUACUUCCUCUCUUGAUCAAGAUGCUUCCUCUCUUCAUCAAGAUGCUUCCUCUCUUCAUCAAGAUGCUUCCUCUCUUGCUCAAGAUGCUUCCUCUCUUCAACAAGUACUUCCUCUCUUGA
Messenger RNA from Trichomonas vaginalis G3, 1047 nucleotides. RefSeq names its product SLEI family protein family. Bases 1 to 1047 code for a protein of 348 amino acids. The transcript has a single exon. Lineage: Eukaryota; Parabasalia; Trichomonadida; Trichomonadidae. The record is from RefSeq and is a predicted model, not a curated record.